UUCUUCCGGGGAGGACAAGGCUCUGUGUGGAUUUACUUCGUCUUUGUGCUGCUGGUUUGCUGCUGGGAAGCGACUCUAGGACAGCUCUCUUACUCCGUGUCAGAGGAGGUAAACCAAGGGACCGUGAUCGGAAAUAUUGCCAAAGAUCUCAACCUAAAUGUUAAGGAUGUGGACAGCCGUAUGUUCCAGAUCGUUGCAGGAUCGAAGAAAAAAUAUUUUGAGGUAAAUCUAAAGACCGGUGCUCUUUAUGUCAAUGAGAGAAUAGAUCGAGAGGAACUGUGCGCUGAUGAAGCAAAAUGCUCAAUAAGUGUAGAAGCAGUUCUUAAUAAUCCUCUGAAAUUGCAUCGCAUUGAAAUUCUAAUUCUAGACGUAAAUGAUAAUGCUCCCAGUUUUCUUAUUGGUCGUCAAAUGAUUAACAUCAGUGAAAGCACGGCAGCAGGAACUAAAUUUCCGCUGCAUCCCGCCCAUGAUGCGGACAUUGGCAAAAAUACAGUACAAACCUACAGACUUAGUCAGAAUGAACACUUUUCUCUAGCAAUGCAAAAAGGAGAGAGUGCAACGCCUGAACUUGUAAUUCAGAAAGUGUUAGACAGAGAAAAGCUGUCUGCGAUUCGGCUCCUACUGACGGCUUUGGACGGAGGAACGCCUGCAAAAUCAGGCUCCAUGGUGGUUAUCGUAAAUGUGUUGGAUAUUAAUGAUAACGCCCCUGUUUUCAGUCAAACUCUGUACAAAGCCAGAGUGUAUGAGAACGUGAAGCUCGGUACGCCAAUCAUAAGUUUAAAUGCUACCGAUUUAGAUGCGGGGGAAAAUGGACACGUAACAUAUUCAUUCAGUGAAGUAGGUCGUGGUAAACAGACUGAGCUCUUUGAAAUUAAUGAAUAUACCGGAACAGUGACAAACAAGAAGAAUAUAGACUAUGAAGAGACUAAUGCAUUUGAGAUUCGCGUUCAGGCCAGUGACGGAGCUUCCUCGCCUAUGACUUCAAACGCUAAAUUACUUAUUGAAGUACUAGAUGUGAACGACAACGCUCCUGAAAUUACAGUUACCUCUCUAUUAAAUACAGUGAAAGAAGAUUCAUCCAUUGGCACCGCGAUUGCUCUUGUUUCUGCAUUCGAUAAAGAUAGCAGUAAAAAUGGAAUGGUGAACUGUAAAAUUUCAGACAACAUCCCAUUUAAACUAGAGUCAAACUAUAAGAAUUACUAUUCUUUAGUUGUGGAUGGAGCUCUGGACAGAGAACGAGCACCUUACUAUAAUAUUUGCAUCACAGCCACAGACGAAGGGAGCCCGCCUCUUUCAAGCACCAGCGUCAUUAUUGUUCACGUCUCUGAUGUAAAUGAUAACAAACCUCAUUUCACGGAAGACAUUAUAAACAUCUUCAUAAAAGAAAACGGUGCAACAGGAAAAGUUAUUAAAAAAGUGUCAGCAGUGGAUGCAGACAUUGAACAAAAUGGUCAAAUUAGUUAUUCAAUUUUACAUGAUAACAGCAACUCGCUGCCUCUUAGUUCCUUGCUAAGUAUUAACUCACAGACUGGAGAUAUAACCAGUCUGCAGUCUUUUAACUACGAGGAGUUGAAAACGUUUCAGUUUAAAGUUCAGGCUACAGACUCUGGUGUUCCUCCGCUCAGCAGCAACGUGACUGUUAAUGUUUUAGUCCUCGAUGAAAAUGAUAAUAAUCCAACUAUUUUAGCUCCUUAUUCUGAGCACGGCUCUGUUAACAGUGAGACCAUCCCUUAUUCUGCUGAAGCGGGAUACUUUGUAGCAAAGAUCAGGGCUGUGGACGCAGAUUCUGGAUACAACGCGCUGCUUUCCUAUCACCUGUCGGAGCCAAAAGGAAACAACCUGUUCAGGAUCGGAACCAGCGCCGGAGAAAUUAGGACUAAGAGGAGAAUGAGCGACAAUGACCUGAAAACUCACCACUUGUUGGUGUUAGUUUCUGAUAAUGGAGAACCUUCUCUGUCAGCCACUGUUUCUAUUGAUGUGAUGGUGGUUGAAAGCACAGCUGAUGUCCAGACUCAGUUCAGACAUGUGCCUAUAAAGGAGGACAGCUUCUCUGAUUUGAACUUGUAUCUACUGAUCGCCAUCGUGUCAGUGUCUGUGAUCUUUCUGCUGAGUCUCAUCAGUUUAAUAGCUGUCAGAUGCCACAGGACAGACAGUGAUUUCAGCAGGUACAGCGCCCCCAUGAUCACCACCCACCCUGACGGGAGCUGGUCUUACUCUAAAGCUACUCAGCAGUAUGACGUGUGUUUCAGCUCAGACACACUGAAGAGUGACGUAGUGGUUAUUCCCCGCACCGUUUCCACCUGUAGAUGCUGAACUGAUCAGUAUUAACGGAAGCAGACACUUUUACCAGAACUCAGACUUUACCAAGCACAGACAAGGUAAGAUCGUUGCUAAAUUCUUGUUACUU
Molecule: messenger RNA, 2407 nt
Organism: Xiphophorus hellerii (green swordtail)
Lineage: Eukaryota; Metazoa; Chordata; Actinopteri; Cyprinodontiformes; Poeciliidae
Product: protocadherin alpha-9-like
Biological process (GO): homophilic cell-cell adhesion
Cellular component (GO): plasma membrane
Molecular function (GO): calcium ion binding
Source: RefSeq, a predicted model, not a curated record